AUGCCAUACUCAAAUCCCACCUCACCCGUCCCCUCACCCGUCAAAGAGACCGUCGUUCACGGUCACAAUUCAUGGUUACAUCACUACUAUGAUCAAGACCCCUACCGUGACAGGAAAUCAGUUCUUCACACCCCUAUGCCAAUCCCUAGACGAUCAUCAAGCGGUCAGAGAAUGCCAAAUGGGAGGACGAGAUCACCCGCGGCGUCUAGGACAUCGAGUUAUAGUAAUCACGCCGGACCCUCGUCAGCAGCCAAUGCGGAAAACGUGUCUGGUCCUUCCACUCCAGUCGAUGGAUUGCCCAGUCGACGCAGUGCUUCGACACCACCCGCGUCGACGCCCAAAACCGCUCUUGGCGUCACUGGUCUGCCUUCUCGACCCGAAUUACAGGCAGACACAACGACGAGUGAGAGUACUGGCUUGGGACUGAAACUUGAACCUUCGCCCGAGAAGCCGAUCCCGGGUUUAACGAGAACGUUGAAGGACUCAAUGGACUCUACAUCGACCAUCGAAUCGUCACUUCCUCCCACGCCUGCCGACGAACCGCGAUCACUUCCCAUCUCAUCCUCACCCGAAGGAUCACCCACCAAAGUCGCGUCAAUCAAAAAGGAAGAGGAUGACAAGGAAAAUGCAAUCGCGACAAUUCCUUUCCCUCCAUUCGAGCCCCCACCCAGUCAUCGCACCAUUCAUCUGUCGUCACCUCGAACAUUCUCUGACACGCCCUCACGUCCCACCAUGAUGGGCAGACGUGGAUCUCACAAUGGUCAACGGACCGUCUCGGCACAUGCAUCUUCCCUCUCGAUCGACCUUCCUUCUUCUUCUUCGAACAAUGGAAGGGGUCAAUCGCUCGAACCACCUGCUCGUCCUUCAUCCAUGAUCCGAAAGAAGUCUGGUGAAGUCGUCAAGCCCUCCCUCAAAGUCCGAUCCAUGUCUACACCUGACUUGUCGAGACAGCCCGAAGAAGAGCACGAUGAUCCUUCCGAUCACGAAGGAGGACGCCCUUUUGGCGAAGAGCGAUCGAAAUCAGUACGAUUCGCCGGCGACGAUGAUGACGAACCUGGAACGCUGGAGAAUGUCAUCACCUUCCUCAAGGAACAGCGACCUGUCCAAUUAGGACAGGAAAACAUGACCGAGACCGAGACGGAGAAUGAUACAGAUGCUUCUGACUUUGUUCAGUUCCGAACGCGACGAAAUGCCGCUGCGAGGGCUAUUGAUGAGGCCGAACGCAUCGUCAUGGAAGGCGGCAGUCGCGUCCCUCGAAUCCGCGUAGACUUUUCACCAGACGCCAGGAGUGUCUUGGGAAGCGAGCAUGUGGUGCUAGAACGCGUCGACAUGGCCACGCCGGGCCCUUUGGCGCUAAAAGGAACUGCUGUCGUUCGAAAUGUAUCCUUCAACAAAUGGGUCGCUGUGAGGUUCACCCUUGACCACUGGCAAACCGUCUCCGAGGUCUCUGCCAACCAUGUCUGUCAUAUUCCCUCGAGCACUACUGGAGACGAAGGAUGGGAUCGUUUCAGCUUCUCCAUCAAGCUUGACGAUUACAAACGCAAGCUUGAAGAACGCCAGUUGAUCCUUUGUGUCCGAUUCUCAGUCGACGGCAAAGAAUGGUGGGAUUCCAACAAUGGAAUCAACUACAACUUCACCUUCAAAAAGGCUCCUCCGCGCCGUGCUGUGCGAAACUCUACGCCACCUUCACUAGGCGCCAACUUUGCCUCGGGAUUGCAUGGAGCUCGUCAUCGUGCCGCCUCACCUCUGGGGUCCAGUGGAGCUGAUAUGAAUAAGGCUUUCGGUGUUCCUCCUCGAUCCCAACACUCGACUGGUCCUCGUGAUUGGGUGUUUCCUCGUUUCUCUGCGAAUCUGAUGGAUGAAACUCCAUCUCGAGUCGACUCGCCCAGUCUAUCUCCACCUCCUGCCGCUUCCUUCAAAGCUCCAGGCCCACCUGACGUCCACACCCAUCUCUCGCUCUCAAAGUACUGUGCACCCUCUACACCUGUUCACUCGCCCGAAGUUCGGACUACUCGCCCGCUGGAAGAGGUCACGACACCUGAGAUGCGCUCGACAAUGAACGUCAUGGGCGGUCAAUUGGCGACUUUGGCUCCGCCUGAAGCUGAUUCGGAUCACAUUCGAUCAGCUAGCUGGAGCGGCAGCAAGACUGGAUCAUGGGAGUCGUUCAGCAAGGCAGUCGAGAAGCUGGACACGGACGGCGCACCUGGAGCGCCUGCUGCGUCCUCGGAUGACACAUCGGACAUGAGCGGAUACGAGAGUCCCGAUACUACGCGAGUGGCAUCCGAUGGAGAUUCGACACCGCUAGCUGGAUCAAGGUCUCCCGUCGGUCUACCAGAGGAUGGGAGCGAGGGUGAAGGAUCCGGCGGAUCAUCUCCUGUCUCCCGGCCAUUAACACUCAAACGAUCCACUGGGAAUCUACAAGCUUUGAGAGACGCCGCGGAGCAGGACAGCACUGAGACUGAGGAGGAGAGCACACCUUUGUCCUCCAAUCUGUCUUCGCCGCCUUCUCCUCGAAUGGGUUUGCCAAAUACUCUUGAGCUCGGCUCGCCAUCGCCUAGCGCUUCGACAGGCGACUCUAGUCCUGUCAACACCAUGUCCAUGGAUAGCAGUGUAGCGGAUUUGACGAACCUCGAUCAUGACAAUGAUCCUUCGGUCGAGAGAGGCAGGUCAUUGGACCUAGAUCAGAGGUAUCAGGAGCUAAUUGAAAAGUUCUGCUUUUUCCGAUCCCCUGGCGCCACCCCAAUGGAAGAGAAUGCCUACAAUCAGCCAUUCCGUAACCCUCGGACUCAAUUCUCCACCAGUGGAAGCAAUAGCCCGUCUGGAUACUUUUAUCCUGGGAAUGGAGGUCCUAACCGUAACCGAUCACCUCGGUCGACUCCCACGCCUCAAGAAUACAAUCACGAAGCCGAUGCUUUCAGAUUCUUGACCAAUAUCAGGGAUGAGGAGGAGACGUUUGAACCUCGUCUAAGGUCUCCCGGAGCGAUCAAAAUUCCACCUGGUAUCGUGGAAGGAGACGGAGGACCUGGAAAUCUCACGCCUAGAGCCUCACCCCCUUCGACCACUGGUGCUGGAGGUAUCUGGAGAGCCCAUGAUGUUCAGCAGACGCCUUCGCCCGGACUCGCAAACUAG
Kockovaella imperatae is the source of this 3129-nucleotide messenger RNA. Its product is annotated as putative phosphatase regulatory subunit-domain-containing protein. Gene Ontology annotation, molecular function: protein phosphatase 1 binding; glycogen binding. Gene Ontology annotation, biological process: regulation of glycogen biosynthetic process. Bases 1 to 3129 code for a protein of 1042 amino acids. The record is from RefSeq and is a predicted model, not a curated record. Gene Ontology annotation, cellular component: protein phosphatase type 1 complex. The transcript is spliced from 3 exons. Lineage: Eukaryota; Fungi; Basidiomycota; Tremellomycetes; Tremellales; Cuniculitremaceae.